AUGCCCUAUACUAAACGCAACUCGAGGCCACCGCGCCGCUUUGAUCCUCAAAAAAGAAUUGAAGAACUCCAAUCCUUCCUCCAAGACGAGAGCUACGCGAGGUUCAGACCUGACAUUGAAGAAGCGAUCCGUCUCUAUACAACCAGGCAGCUCCCGAAACUACGGACUCGUCGUACCAUUAUCCAACAUGGCAAGAUGGUGGUGUCGCUGGAUAAAGUGGAUUACCCCCGGGGGCUUUGGGUUGAAGAGUACCCAUUCCAGGAAAUCCCAACCCCCGGUCUUAAAGAAGUUUUUUCACAGUGCGAGCCACAGCCGCCGUCAACGUCGAACUAUACAAUCGGUUGCCUGUUAAUGCUUUGUAUAGCUCGACUCUUAUAUGUCCGGAUUGUUGUUUAUCUUCUAUCUACGAUAAACAGCCCCCUUUUGCACCUGGCUUCUUUUGUUGUCGAUGUUAUUAUGGUAUAUUAUAUGUUAUGUUUUAUUUCUCCGUAUCUUCGUUACUACUGCGGAUUGGAUCUUGAGACUUUGCCUGACAUUCGGCUUGUAAUUUUACGACGUUGA
Molecule: messenger RNA, 561 nt
Organism: Aspergillus puulaauensis
Lineage: Eukaryota; Fungi; Ascomycota; Eurotiomycetes; Eurotiales; Aspergillaceae
Exons: 2
Coding region: 1-561 (186 amino acids)
Source: RefSeq, a predicted model, not a curated record